Messenger RNA from Solanum pennellii, 3584 nucleotides. RefSeq names its product chaperone protein ClpB4, mitochondrial. Gene Ontology annotation, molecular function: ATP hydrolysis activity; ATP binding. The record is from RefSeq and is a predicted model, not a curated record. The transcript has 11 exons. The coding region runs from base 174 to 3092 and encodes 972 amino acids. Gene Ontology annotation, biological process: protein refolding; cellular response to heat. Gene Ontology annotation, cellular component: cytoplasm. Lineage: Eukaryota; Viridiplantae; Streptophyta; Magnoliopsida; Solanales; Solanaceae.
ACUUUACAGGAAGUUAGGAACAUUCUACACUCUUCUGGUUACAAUUUGUUUGUCCCUUGUUCCCGAAGCUUCAGUUUAUUUGUCUCAGCGUUCAGUAAAACCCCAUUUGUACAAUCGCCAGACGAAACCCCAUUUGCACAUAAGAAUUGCCGUAAGGAAGAAAAAGGAAGAGCAUGGCGACACGUAGGUCUGCUCUCGCGGCCCUUAAGGCGUCUCGUUCCCGCGUACUGUCUCAGUCUCGUCCAGCAGUCUCUCGUCUCUCUGAGAAUAGAAUACUUGGCGGCAGCACCGCACCGCUUUGCAAUGGGUUUGUUAUUGCAGAAAGAAGUGCGGCCAGUUCUAAUGUUUGGAGGAAUUAUGACUUGUUUGCCAAGAUUUUCUUACGCUCAUACUCCACUGCUAGCUCUGGACAGAUCAAUAAUACGGACUACACAGAGAUGGCUCUUGACGCUAUUGUUGGUGCUGUAGAAGCAGCACGGACCAACAAGCAACAAGUAGUUGAGACUGAGCACUUAAUGAAAGCUCUUUUGGAGCAGAAGGAUGGGUUGGCUCGAAGGAUAUUCACGAAGGCUGGGUUGGACAACACAUCAGUACUGCAAGAAACAGAUAAUUUUAUAUCUCAGCAACCGAAGCAGGUUGUAGGUGAUACUAGUGGCCCAAUAAUGGGUUCACAUCUUAGUUCCCUCCUAGAGAAUACGAAGAAGCAUAAGAAGGCAAUGGAAGAUUCUUAUAUGUCUGUGGAACAUAUGUUGCUAGCUUUUUUUUCAGACAAAAGAUUUGGUCAAAAGUUAUUUAGGGAUCUCAAGCUUACAGAGGAGGCUUUGAAGGAUGCUGUCAAUGCUAUUCGUGGAAGUCAGAGAGUAACUGAUCCGAACCCAGAGGGAAAAUAUGAGGCACUGGAUAGAUAUGGAAAUGACUUAACUGAACUUGCCAGACGUGGUAAACUUGACCCGGUAAUAGGAAGAGAUGAUGAAAUACGGCGCUGCAUCCACAUAUUAAGUCGGAGGACAAAGAACAAUCCUGUAAUUAUUGGUGAGCCUGGAGUGGGGAAAACUGCAAUUGCUGAAGGGUUAGCUCAAAGGAUAGUACGUGGAGAUGUUCCUGAACCUUUGAUGAAUCGGAAGUUGAUAUCUCUCGAUAUGGGUGCCUUGCUUGCUGGUGCAAAGUACCGUGGAGAUUUUGAGGAGAGGUUGAAAGCUGUUUUAAAGGAAGUCUCUGCAUCCAAUGGGCAGAUUAUAUUGUUUAUUGAUGAGAUACACACUGUAGUUGGUGCAGGAGCUACUAGCGGGGCCAUGGAUGCAGGGAAUUUGUUGAAACCCAUGCUUGGUCGGGGUGAACUUAGAUGUAUUGGAGCAACCACUUUGAAUGAAUAUAGGAAGUACAUUGAGAAGGACCCUGCUCUAGAGCGUAGAUUUCAACAAGUAUAUUGUGGCCAACCUUCUGUGGAAGAUACAAUUUCUAUCCUCCGUGGAUUGCGUGAACGAUAUGAGCUGCAUCAUGGCGUUAAAAUAUCAGACAGUGCUCUUGUGUCAGCUGCAGUUCUUGCAGAUCGAUAUAUCACUGAGCGAUUUUUGCCGGAUAAAGCAAUUGACCUUGUUGAUGAAGCUGCUGCAAAACUAAAGAUGGAAAUUACUUCAAAGCCAACUGAAUUAGAUGAGAUAGAUAGGACUGUGAUGAAGUUGGAAAUGGAGAAACUGUCUCUGAAGAGUGACACGGAUAAAGGAUCCAAAGAAAGAUUGAACAAGCUAGAAAGUGAUUUGAACUCCUUUAAGCAAAAGCAGAAAGAGUUAAACGAACAGUGGGAACGCGAGACAGCUCUGAUGACACGCAUACGUUCUAUAAAGGAAGAGAUUGACAGGGUGAAUUUAGAGAUGGAAGCUGCUGAACGUGAUUAUGACUUGAAUCGUGCUGCUGAACUCAAGUAUGGAACCCUAAUUACCCUUCAACACCAGCUAGAAGAAGCAGAGAGAAACCUUGCUGACUACCGGAAGUCUGGGAGUUCAAUGCUUCGCGAAGAAGUAACAGAUCUUGAUAUUAUUGAAAUUAUAAGCAAGUGGACGGGCAUACCAUUAUCAAACCUUCAGCAGUCUGAGAGAGACAAGCUUGUCUUUUUAGAAAAUGAACUUCACAAAAGAGUUAUUGGUCAGGAUAUGGCAGUAAAAUCUGUAGCUGAUGCAAUCAGGCGAUCCAGGGCAGGCCUAUCCGAUCCAAAUCGGCCCAUUGCAAGCUUUAUGUUCAUGGGCCCUACAGGAGUUGGCAAAACUGAACUUGGAAAGGCUCUUGCUGCUUACCUUUUCAAUACUGAAAACGCUUUGGUGCGUAUUGACAUGAGUGAAUACAUGGAGAAACAUGCUGUUUCACGGUUGGUUGGUGCACCACCAGGUUAUGUUGGAUAUGAAGAGGGUGGGCAACUCACCGAAGUGGUCCGUCGGAGGCCUUACUCUGUGAUCCUAUUUGAUGAAAUUGAGAAAGCACAUCAUGAUGUGUUCAACAUUCUCUUACAGUUGUUGGACGAUGGAAGAAUAACUGAUUCUCAAGGGAGGACUGUUAGUUUCACAAACACUGUUGUAAUAAUGACAUCAAACAUUGGGUCACACUACAUUCUUGAGACUCUUCGGAACACUCAAGAUAGCCAGGAGGCAGUUUAUGAUUUGAUGAAAAAGCAGGUUAUUGAAUUGGCAAGACAGACCUUCCGUCCCGAGUUUAUGAAUCGAGUUGAUGAAUAUAUUGUUUUCCAGCCUCUGGACCUUAAGCAAGUUAGCAGAAUUGUUGAGCUCCAGAUGAGAAAGGUGAAGGAUAGACUCAAACAGAAGAAAAUUGAUCUUCACUACACACAGGAAGCUAUCAGUCUGUUGGCGAAUAUGGGCUUCGACCCCAACUAUGGAGCUCGGCCUGUUAAACGAGUUAUUCAGCAGAUGGUUGAGAACAAAGUAGCAAUGGGAGUUCUUAGAGGAGAUUAUGUGGAAGAAGACAUGAUUAUCGUUGAUGCUGAUGCUUCACCUCAGGCUAAGGACCUUCCUCCCCAGAAGAGACUGUUGAUAAGGAAAAUUGAGAAUGGUUCUAACAUGGAUGCCAUGGUUGCCAACGAUUGAAAGUGCAACCUAGAAGAGUGUUCGUGUACAACAAUAUCUCUUUCAAACGGUAUAUUUGGAUUAUUGCCAUCCACCCAGAUUGCCGCCACCUGAUCUACUGAUGGUGUGUUAUACACUCGUUGAUCUAAUGAAGCAUUUACAGCUAUGCGUAUUUCUAGAUUCUGAUAGCCUGUAUGUUCUUUAAGCUGCGAGAAGAAUUCUGCAUAUAGAUUUUUCUGCAUGAUUUUUCUUAAUUUCCUCAUGACUCCCUCUGAUAAAUUGGUAUUUUGUAGUACGGACAUUCUAUUUGCUAAUUCAUUGUCUGUAUCUUAGAAGUAUAGUUGAAAAUAACAAGGUCUGUCAUUCUUCGGGAUUAAUGAUGGUAGAUCAUGGUCUACCUGUCCUUGUGCCUUGAAACUGUAUACUCCUCUCCUGGAAGAUGUAAGUCUUUAUCUAGCUUUACUCCAAAUGAUGUAAAAGCAAAUAUGCUAUUAUAUGCUCUUAUAUUUUUCC